Opisthorchis viverrini is the source of this 462-nucleotide messenger RNA. RefSeq lists its product as hypothetical. Bases 1 to 462 code for a protein of 153 amino acids. The transcript has a single exon. Gene Ontology annotation, molecular function: protein binding. Lineage: Eukaryota; Metazoa; Platyhelminthes; Trematoda; Opisthorchiida; Opisthorchiidae. The record is from RefSeq and is a predicted model, not a curated record.
AUGUCAGGAUUCGACAGCGAAGCAGCAGCAAGGAUACUCCGUUGGAUUCGCGCCUUAAAAAAGCCACCAAGCAUGCAUGGACCCUGCUGGGAAGCCUCCAAGAAACUGCCGCAAGAUGUCCAAUCUAUUGGUUCAAACGAGUUUGGUGAUUAUCUUAAAGAUGGCUUGGCACUUGGAUAUAUUAUGGCUUGUCUAGAUCCGACGUUGGUUCAUGAAGUACUUGAAAACCCAAUUUGGGAAGUUUCCGACAAGACAACUUUUGAAAAACUGCGCCAAAAGGAACGCAUCAGGUUAUUUCUGCAGUUUCUCACGUCGCUGAACAUUGAGAGUUCAGACCAAUUCAGUGUUUCUGGUUUGAAUGAAAAACUUGACCUUGAACGGGUUGUUCAAUGUUUGAGGGAAGUGACCUUAAUGGUUGGACAUCUGAACGGAUGUACUGGACCCGUGGAGUUCCAGAACUAG